This is a messenger RNA of Lactuca sativa (garden lettuce), 825 nucleotides long. The record is from RefSeq and is a predicted model, not a curated record. NCBI's taxonomy places the organism in Eukaryota, Viridiplantae, Streptophyta, Magnoliopsida, Asterales, Asteraceae.
AUGACAACAGAAGUGGGAGAAAACAUUAUUCUUUACAAGACUGCUCAAGAGAUCUGGGAGGUAGCCAAAGAAACCUACUCAAGCACUGAAAACUCCUCUGAACUAUUCAAAUUCGAGACUAAGUUGUAUGAUUUGCGCCAAGGUGAUCUUUCUGUCACUCAGUACUUUCAUCUUCUAUCCCGAAUCUGGCUUCAACUAGAUUUAUUUGAGACCCAUCCCUGGAAGUGUGUUGAUGAUGAUGCCAGUUAUCGUUCUGUAGUCAAUCAGAAAAGAACUAUCAGAUUCUUACUUGGCCUCAACAAAGAUUUAGACGGUGUUCGCAGUCAGGUCAUGGGAACCCAUCCUCUACCUACAUCCCGUGAAGCCUUCUCUACUGUCCGUCAAGAAGAAAGUCGUAAAAAACUUAUGAUGCCCCAGUCCAAUAAUCUUAUCACCGAGGGAUCUGCCCUCUUCACCAACACUUCUACUCAUCAUGGUAAAUCCCAGAAAUCUCAAGGGCGUCCAUGGUGUGAACAUUGUAAAGUCCCUGGUCAUUGGAAACAUGGUUGUUGGAAGCUCCAUGGAAAGCCAGCAGACUGGAAACCCUCAAGUGCUCGUUUCAAUAAAGAAAAUAGAGCCAAUCUUACUACUUAUCCCGAGCCUUACAACAAUGAGAUCCAGACUAUCAAAAAUCAGUUGGAGGCAUUGACAAAGAUGAUGCAAAAUAACUCAACCUCUGAUCCAAACACCACAGGUACUACUGAACAGUCCACCAGCUUACUAGUUCAUAAAGGUAAAAUCAUUUAUGCUCUUCAUACUUCUUAUGGAAAUGGCAAUGCAACCUGA